AUGUCAGUUUUCUUACGUGGCAUGCAACCGCAGAAUGGUUUUACUGCCAAAACGAUACGAUUUGUGGAACAUUGCAAAGCAUUGCAAAUUGGAUGGACACAUAAUAAACUUAUAAGUCAAGGUGUUGAAGAGUUUGUGGAAGAGUAUUUGCCAUGGAUAAGAAGAAAUAAUCCAAAUCUUGAAAUAAGAUUAUUUCGAACUCAUGUUAACUGCGAUCCAUUUGUAAUUGGAAUCUAUGAACACUGUCGCCUGAGAAAGCGGCGAUGUGCCUGGAAGACCAAGCAUCAAGUGUUAUCAUUUGUAGAAGAAAUGGCUAUCGGUGGAGAUUACGUUAAAGGUAGGAAGCGAGGAGUGAAAACGAUAUUACCACGUGGCUUACAGCUGUGGAGUACGGAAACAAUUGGGCAUGAUGUAUUUAAAACUGAAUGUUGUGAAGAAGAUCCUGAUAAUGUAGGCGAAGUAAAUCCUGAUAAAGUAGACGAAAAAGGAAGUACAUCAGUUGCACAAAAUGAACAUGAUGAAAUUAUUGCUACGGAAAAGGUCCUCAAUGCAAUGCUAUUUUAUCGACGUUAUGGAAUUACCAGAAUUCGCAUGAGUAUAUCCUCGUUCCAAAAACUCUCAGAAGAACAACAGGCGGCACUUUCUCCAGCUUAUCAGUAUCACCUUGUUAAAAUGAAAGAAUGCAUUAUUCACAAUCAAAAGGUAUUGAAAGAGAUAAUAGAAUGCGGAAUAAACAUGUUAGGAGAUGAUUUUGCUUUACGUGCUGCUGCUCAGGUGACACAGUUAAGACCAUCCAGUGAUCACUACAUGUCGAAAGUGAGAAGCACCCUGAAACAAAUUAUGAGGGAUUGGAGCAUUGAAGGUGAAGCCGAACGGGAAAGUUGCUAUAGCGAUGCAGUGCAAAUUUUAUGUAAACGCUUUCCGGACAGAGAAAGUCGAUCGGACGUCGGAGUUCUGAUUCCGGGAGCUGGACUGGGACGAUUAGUUUGGGAGCUUGUUAGCGAAGGGUUCUCGGUCCAAGGAAAUGAAUUUUCGAUUUUAAUGUUACUCACAUCAAAUUUUAUCCUUAAUAAUUGCAAACAGGCAAACGAAUAUAAGAUUUAUCCUUUUGUUUUGGAUACAUGCAAUAAUUGGUCGUACGGAGAUCAGCUAAGAGCAGUACGCUUCCCAGAUGUGUGCCCUGCUAUGCCUGACAGUAGAUCAAAUAGUUUUUCAAUGUGUGCGGGUGAUUUCCUAGAAGCAAUGAAAAAUGAUACAGAACGAUGGGAUGUUGUUGUAACGAUUUUUUUUAUCGAUACUGCAAUCAAUGUACUCGAUUAUAUUGAUACGAUUCAUAAGAUAUUGAAAAAAGAUGGUCUGUGGAUCAAUUUCGGACCACUUACCUUUCAUUUCGCUGAUGGAGAAGCUGAGGGUGCUAUAGAACUACCAUAUGAUUCAAUUAUUCAAUAUAUUACGAAGAAAAAUUUUAAGUUCGAACGCGACGAACGGGCUGAUAAAUCCAAUCCUACAUUAUAUGCUUGCAAUCAGAAAUCGAUGUUACGUUAUCAGUAUAAUUGUGGAUUUUUCGCGACUGUACUUGAUAGUGAUUUUACUGAGAAAUAUAUGUGCAUCGGAUCACCAGGAGCCGUGUCAGUUGUGGAAAGUGAAAAGUAUUCAGCAACCCCACGAAAUAUCAGAACAAAUCGACACGACGCUCAUAUAAUACGGUGGCAACGUCUUAACGAUACCUCCGGUAGCCACAUUAUUUGCGCGUCUGCUCAAUUCUUCGAUAUCUUUGUUGUGAACUCUGAUUACUUGGGUUUGCUGGAUUCUACUUGUGCUCAUCCCUUCAAUUUGACGGAUGUUGAUUGGUGUCCAUAUGAUUCAAAUGCUUUGCUAUCAUGUUCAGUCGACGAUGCAGUGAAAUGUUGGGAUUUACGGGAUCUGCGAUGUCCUUCUUUACAAAUGCAAGUUAUUGGUGGAGCAGAGCAAGCGAAGUGGGCUCCACUAUCAGUCAAUUUGUUGUGUACUUCUCACGGUACUGAUCUACGACUAUGGGAUAAGAGGAAUGUGAGCUUACCCUUGCAAACUGUCCCAGCUCAUAUGCAAAAAAUUUCUUGCAUUAUGUGGCAUCCCACAACUGCGACAUAUUUUUUAACUGCUGGCUUGGAUGGCUAUAUCAAAAGUGAUGGAAAUGAAUUUGCAUCAAUACCAUUACCAAUGUAUGGUCAGUUAGAAGAAAGUUGUGCAUUAAGCUUAUGGAAAACCCGUACUCUUGCCAUCAUUCAAUGUGAAGAUGAUGUUCUGCUUGAUUUGUGUUGGCAAAGGUUCCGCAUGCAGAGACAUACUUACAGUUGCUUAUAUUCAGCAUCAAGAUAUGGCAAAUUACGAAAAUACAAUCUGCCAUUGUUCGAAGAUCUAUCUGAAGAAAAGAGUUGCUCUUCAAAAGUUGAUGAAAAUACCGAAAAUGCAUUUAUUCUUGAUGAAGAAAUGGAAGAAUCGAAAACAAAGGCGCGAGUUUUAUUAGCAAAUACCAGUAGCACCAGCAAGCUCAGUAAAUGGCCGUUAAUGAUGGAAACUAUAGAAAACGGAUUUUGUUUAACAGUGCCCAGACGUGUAGAUGUUCUGAUAUCUGAGUUGGUUCUUUUAAGGCGCAUGUACAGUGAAGAUUUAAUUGUUGAACAAUUUGAUGACGAGCAUAGUAUAAUAGCGUGGAGCAAAAAUGCAGCUUUAAAAUUUCGAAUUAAAAUUGCCUCGCCAUUGGAGGAGAGAAUGGAAGGAUUCACACAUAUAAUUAUCCAGAUUAUAAAUGAAGAAAGUUAUUUAUCGGUUGAUGAAGUUAAAACUGUUCUCAAGAAAUUAUCAGAUGAGACAGCGAGCAUAGAUAUAUCUUUUGAGAAAGAACCAAUUUUACCGGUUAUCCUACAAAAUUUGCUGAAAAUAAUAACUUCGUUGGAGAUUUUUCUUCCUCGAUCACUUGAUAUCCCACAGCGGCCAGAAAAUGUUGUCCAUUUUUGUGAAAGCGAAAGUGACCUACAUAGUGUCACACUAGAAACCAUUCCCGUUGCUCCACCAAAAAGUAUGCUAUCAUCACCAUUACUUUCAACUUCAUACGACUGUUGGAUACCAUCUCCUCGCACAUGUGGAGCAGAUUUUAAUGGCUCCGGAUUUCUGGUUAUCUUCGGACGAAACGAACUAGCGACACGACGUAUGCAAUCGAGUAAGAGUUCCUUUCAGGACGAAUCACUUUGGCUUUCAGCAGAACGGAUUACACAAGCUUCGAAAGGCACUGUUUCGAAGAAAGGUCCGUUCAGUUUAUUGGAUGAUGGGCAUGAAGCUGAUGAUAGACAGGUUAGUAGUACGCCACGUUCACUCGAUGAAUACAAACACGAGCUGCUAUUAUCUGUGGAAGAUAUGCACACUCGUUGUGGUCACGAAAACUGUAGUUCACCACAGUACCAAUCGGUCUCUGAUACUCCGUUUUUUUCCCGUAAUAUGACUUUCUUUCAUCAUAAAUUUGAUAUUUCAAGCAAUGGAGCAUCUUCACUACUAGGAAUGCAUGCAAGUAAUUCAUUAGCAAUGUUGAGUAAUACAUGUAGUAGUAGCAGUACCCAAAAUGUUCGAUCAUAUCGUCGUCGAGGGAAUUCAGGGACAAAUGUUCUCGCUGAUGAUCAUCAUCAUCUGGAUAGCUUUGCUCCAAUAUCCGUGGUUGUUAUUUAUGAUGUAUCAGUGCUCAUGUCAGUUAGCAAAAAUCUUGCUCGUAAAUACCGGCUUAUUGGUGCUAAUGCAUUAGAACUAUGUUUAUGGAAUCGAGAAGUAGUAAAGGAAGCAGGUCGCAAAGAUUUAGAAAACAUAUGGCAAAUCGUUGAGCUUUGUGUACGAAUGGGAAAAUCAAGUUGGCGAAAACAUUGUUUCUUUGAUCAAAGCAAAACACUAGCUAAUGUAUUGGAUCCCGAUUCAUCAGAAGAAAGUAUAUCGGAAGAAGAUAGUAUGGCAUUCGCAAUGCAUCCAUUCGGACGUUCACUAAUUAAUAGUUUAUUGGAUUACUUUGCGCGUAUCAAUAAUUAUCAGACUGCUGCAGUGAUAAUUUGCGUCUUAGGUUUGAGAAAUAAACGAUGCUUUGAAAUAGACGAUGAUAAUAUGGAAUCAUCGACUACCAUGAAGUGUACUGUUCAUCAUGGGCGUUCGUUUAGUACUUGUGAUACAAAUUUUGAUAGUUCAGUAUACAACACGACGAAUGCGAAUGUUAAAUUAGGCCCGGAUUUUCAGUUGUUACAACAAGAGAAGGAAAAAUCGGAUAUGAGAGAACAUCCGUCAUCAACAGCUUCUGCUUCGAAAACUGCUCGAAAGUUUUCUUCUUUAUUUCAAAACGCCUUAAUCAAUCACCGUUCAACACAGAUCCUCAAAAUAGAACAAGACAAUAGGACAUCGCGUAACCGUAUAACUAAUAUGUCAUUGAUCUCGAAUAUUGAACAGCUUAUGUGGGAUACCACGAAAAACAAAUUUAAUUUGUACAGCCUCUUGGAUCCUCUUUGCAACGAUCGGUUCGAUGAAGUACGUCAUCAGUAUGCCAGUUUACUAUUCAGGUGGAGAAUGUUUUCGAAAGCUGCUGAAGUAAUGAAAUAUAGUGAAUCUGCACCUUAUUCAGCAGCACUACGAGGUAUGUUGACAGUAUGCCCCUUAUGUGGACAUGGUGGACACAGCGAACAUAUGGUGGUUUGGUUCAAGGAAAAUAAUUGCUGUGUAUACGGUUGCGGAUGCGAUUGUAAAUCGGCUUGUUUUUAG
Messenger RNA from Acanthocheilonema viteae, 4764 nucleotides. The record is from the annotation of a GenBank genome assembly. Lineage: Eukaryota; Metazoa; Nematoda; Chromadorea; Rhabditida; Onchocercidae.